CAUGCACAGGACAACGAUAGCAAAGUACACAAAGUUUUCUGCCGAUGAGCUACAUAAAUCCCUGUCCGAUCCGCUAUCGUGCGUGGUUGCGGUACAAUUGAACGAAAUCCUAAGCCUGCGACCGCGUGACUGUGAGCACAUCAUAAAGGGUGUACGGCGCUGCGUCACGGACAAGAUCGGCCGAUACCAUGCGAAGGUGAACGGAAUUGUGCUGGGGUAUGCGAAAAUUCGCAUCGACAAUGCACUGUCCGCGUUGCGGCUGGACAGUCCAUAUCUGCACGUGCGGGCCACGAUCGAUUACUACGUGUUUCAACCCCGGAUCGGAUCAACGUUGCGCGGUACCGUGAACUACGUGUCGAAGGAGUUCGUCAGUGCCAUGAUCUAUCGGGUGUUUAACGUGACGGUUAAACUGGGCAAGAAUGUUAAUCAGCAGCAAACGGUAAAGAAGGGCUCGGACAUUACGUUUAACGUCAAAUCGUGCGACAUGAAGAGCGAACUACCGGUGAUCGAGGGUGAGCUCGUUUUGAACGAGAUACCAGCGCUAAAAAUUAAGCAGGAACCAGACAGCGAUAAAGAGGAAGCACCGGACAACACGAGCAAGGCGAAGAAAUCUAAAAAACUAAAAGAACCAGCAAAAGAGAAAACGAUAAAGAAAGCGGGUGUCCCAUUAGUUCAACCGGUUGAUGCUACUGAUACAUCAGAAGAAGGUUCGGACGAUUCAACGGACGAAAAGAGUCUGUUAAUUAAAUCGCUCAUUAACAAAAUGUUUGGCGAUCCGCUUACGAACGGCGACAGCAGUGAAAAGGAGAAAAGGCAAAAGAAAAAAACACCUAAAAAGACGAUCCCGGCGAAGGAAGCUUCGUCUCCGGUGGUGGUUAAGCAGGAACCGUUAUCGACGGAUGAGGAGGAAUCGGUGGAUUCUGGCCACAGCACCAGCCAGUCCAACGAUACCACCACCGUACCUACGACGAAAUCGGCUUCAAACAGUGGGACGGUGGAGAAAAGGCGUAAGAAAAUUCGAUUCGAUCCUAACGAUACGGUCACCUACAUCAAAUCGGAACCAACUGAAAGUAGAAAAAAGAAAAGAAGUGUUACUGAAUAAUAAGAACCUAAACGUGGG
Molecule: messenger RNA, 1120 nt
Organism: Anopheles maculipalpis
Lineage: Eukaryota; Metazoa; Arthropoda; Insecta; Diptera; Culicidae
Gene: Polr1F
Product: probable DNA-directed RNA polymerase I subunit RPA43
Exons: 2
Coding region: 2-1102 (366 amino acids)
Biological process (GO): DNA-templated transcription initiation
Cellular component (GO): RNA polymerase I complex
Source: RefSeq, a predicted model, not a curated record